This is a messenger RNA of Penicillium brasilianum, 1530 nucleotides long. Lineage: Eukaryota; Fungi; Ascomycota; Eurotiomycetes; Eurotiales; Aspergillaceae. The record is from the annotation of a GenBank genome assembly.
AUGCCACCAAUUCGUGUUGAAUCCUCGCAUAACCCGGCCAAUCAAGAGGGCAGGAUCCUAUUAGCCCUAUCCGAUAUUAAAGAUGGCCGCAUCAAAUCUAUUCGCGCAGCAGCAAAGCUAUACGAUAUACCGCGUUCUACCUUGCAGACGCAAGAUUCGCUUACUGAGUGGAUAAUCUCUAUGGAUUCGCGUGGAGCAGCGCCUAGGCCGUCUACUGUUCGAGAGAUGGCCAAUAUCCUUCUUGCAGCGCGUGGAACAACCCCUCCAUUAACCGUUGGCGUUAAUUGGGCAUCAACGUUCGUUAAUCGACGCGAUAAGCUUCAAUCACGCUAUUCUAAACGAUAUGAUUAUCAGCGCGCUCUUAAUGAGGAUCCAAAGGUUAUACGAGAGUGGUUUUUGACGGUACAACGCGUGGUUGAUAAGAACGGUAUCCAACCAGAGGAUAUUUAUAACUUCGAUGAGACUGGUUUCGCAAUGGGCCUUAUUUCUGCGCAGAAGGUUACUGCGAUCGAAACGAUAUGCGCUGAUGGCUAUUCACUACCGCCGUGUAUCAUAUUCAAAGGCCAGGUCUAUAUCGCUGGUUGGUUUGAAUCGUUAAAUUUUCCUCCGAAUUCGCGCAUUGAGGUAUCGAAUAACGGCUGGACAACUGAUGAAAUUGGCCUACGCUGGCUCCAAAAGUUAUUUAUUCCACUUACGAACUCGCGCGUACGAGGGCGAUUUCGGCUAUUAAUCCUUGACGGGAAUGGUAGCCACCUAACACCUCAAUUCGAUCGAAUCUGCGCUGAAAACGAUAUUAUACCGCUCUGUAUGCCUUCGCAUUCGUCACAUCUACUACAGCCGCUCGAUGUUAGGUGUUUUGCUGUGCUUAAACGCGCGUACGGUCGCUUCGUGAGCGAUUUAGCCCGGACUGGCUAUAAUCAUAUCGACAAGCUUGAUUUUCUAGCAGAUUAUCCUCGUGCACGGCUAGAAGCUUUCCAGCCAAAUAUUAUUCAGAGCAGCUUCGCAGCUACUGGUAUCGUACCAGUUAAUGCUGAUAGAGUGCUUUCUAAGCUUAAUAUCUCUAUCCGAACGCCUUCACCACUAUCAAGCCGACCAAGCAGCAGAUCUAGCCAAUUCACACCAAAAACGCCUAAGACAGCGAUUCAGCUAGAAAAGCAAGCUUCUAUGCUUAAAGAGCUUCUAAAACAGCGAUCGCAUAGCCCGCCUACACCGUCAAAGCGCAUGCUCGAUCAAAUUAUCAAGGGUCAUGCAAAAGCCCUACACCAUACUGCGCUACUAGUAAAGGAGAACGCUGAUCUACGCGCAGCGAAUGAAAAGAAACGUCAAAAGCGCACUCGAUCGACUAGGCAGAUUGCUCACGAAGAGGGCCUAUCAUUCGAAGAGGGCCUACAGCUAGUUCAACAGCAGAUUGAGCCUAUGGAAGCUGAUAGGGUAGUAUCGCAUGAACAGGUUGAUCUGCCUCAGCAGCCAAUUCAACCGGCUAGGAGGGCUCCUCCUACAUGCAGUGGAUGCGGAUUCAGAAUGAAUUAA